AGACCUCAUCCAGCGCUUCGCGGACGCGUCCGCGGACUUCGCGGAGAAGCUGGAGGUCGCGCCGCCCAGGAAACGCGGAAGUCCAAGCACAAGCACCAGCUCGCCGUUCAGAAAGCGCUCCGUGGUCGGGGCGCUGGUGGCGGCGUCGCUGGGGCUGGUCACCACCCUGGCCGUCCUCGCCGCGGCGCUGCGGUCCGCCUCGAGGGCCCGCGCCGAGCGGGGGACCAGGCUGCCCAAGGACGAGUGCCUGGUCCAGACCGCGGAGGAGGUGUCGCUGAUCAGCUGCGGCCCGGACCCGCGCCAGUGAACCUCGGCGGCCGCCGCGGGCGGCCGUUUGCAGGGCAUUGGCGCCGUUGCUCCUCUGGAGUGUGUAGGCGGAGGAGGAUG
Messenger RNA from Prorocentrum cordatum, 387 nucleotides. Lineage: Eukaryota; Dinophyceae; Prorocentrales; Prorocentraceae. The record is from the annotation of a GenBank genome assembly.